Quercus lobata is the source of this 621-nucleotide messenger RNA. RefSeq lists its product as uncharacterized. The record is from RefSeq and is a predicted model, not a curated record. NCBI's taxonomy places the organism in Eukaryota, Viridiplantae, Streptophyta, Magnoliopsida, Fagales, Fagaceae. The transcript has a single exon. The coding region runs from base 1 to 621 and encodes 206 amino acids.
AUGAAGGUUCUUAAGGAUUAUGAAUCAAGCCAAAAGCUCAACAAGGAGAAAACCUCCCUUUUUUUUAGCAAAAACACCAGUAGAGAUGUGCAGAACCAUGUGAAGCAACAGUUUGGGGCCCAAAUUAUCCAGCACCAUGAAAAGUACCUCGGGUUGCCGCCACUAGUUGGCAAGGGAAAAAGGAAAGAUUUCAACAAGAUAGAGAACCAGGUAGGGAGGAAAAUAGUUGGUUGGAAAGGAAAACUUUUGUCUAAUGCGGGUAGGGAAAUUCUUAUCAAAGUGGUGGCCCAAGCUACGCCCACAUACAUGAUGAGUUGCUUUAAACUCCCGGACACACUGUGCAAGGAGUUGAAUGCGAUGAUGAGUAAAUUCUGGUGGGGGCAAAAGGAAAAAGAGAGGAAAAUGGCAUGGGUUUCGUGGGAAAAACUAUGUACUCCAAAGGUGGAAGGGGGUAUAGGGUUUAGGGAUCUAAAAGCCUUCGAUUUGGCCCUACUAGCGAAGCAAGGGUGGAGGAUCCAACAAAAUCCAAGCUCCCUAAUUCAUAGAGUUUUUAAAGCGAAGUAUUUCACGAGCAUCCCAUUUAAAGAAGCACAAUUGGGCAGCCAUCCCUCCUAUGCGUGA